AGAAGAGACCUCGGCAUUUUAUCAAGCAGGUGCACCCUGAAUCGUGAGGAGCAGAUAAAAAAAUAUUUCAGUUCUUUAGUUUUCAUGUUGUUAAUACAAGGAGUGUUUCGCAAGACCCAGAGCAAAUGGUCGUCUGAUGAAGGAAAACAUUUUGGAUUAAAAACACUUAUUCCGGCUGAGGGGGACCCUUUAGUUUGUCUUUAUUCUGCGAAAUUGGACCGAAUUAUGACGAAGUAUGAAAAAGCAAGUUUUUAACCUUUGAAGUGAAAAGUCCUAUUUUUUCUGGCAAGGUUUGUGUCCCUGAUUUUAAAGAGCAAUGCACUCUGAAAUAACGGAACAUGGCACUAAGGAAAAUUGUCUGAGGUGACGACGAGUGGUGGAGAUCAAGCCUUAUGGAUAUAGACCCACGCCUCGACUGGGGUUGAUUUAUCUGUGGAAGACCUGCUGCAAAUGGCUGCCCUGCCUGCGUCGCCAGGAUGGAAAACAGGACUGUCAAUAGGAUGCGGCCUGACGAAUAGCAGCAAGUGAAGAUGUUGCCUCCGCCAGUGUGAAAUCAGUGGGGAGUACUUGCCAUGCAAAGAGCCUUUGAAAGUUUUGACAGCCGCACAUUUGGGAGGCCUCAUACUUUUCCUUUGAUUGUACCCCUUUCUGUGGGCGGACCUAAAGUGGAUUGUUGCUGCUAGCGCUGCGGUGUGGUGAGCCCUAGUUGGUGUGUGUGUGUAUCUACUGGUGUGGCAGAGGGAGCAUGCCCCUGCAGAGGCCUGGCCGUCUGAGGCUGCACCCUGCCUGGAGGGUCAUGCAGCCCCGGCUGGGCGUAGGCCUGGGUCUGGGCCUGGACCUCACCUUCCUGCUAUGGAUACUGAGCCUAGCACAGCAGGCCCUGGUCACGGCCUCUCAGAAACUGGACGAGACGGACCCCGUGGUCACCACCGUCUACGGCAAACUGAGGGGCGUCAAGAAGGAGCUCAACAAUGAGAUCCUGGGACCCGUCAUUCAGUUCCAGGGGGUACCUUAUGCCGCACCCCCCACGGGCGAGAGGCGCUUCCAGCCCCCGGAGCCGCCCAUCUCGUGGCCAGAGGUCCGUAACGCCACGCAGUUCGGCCCGGUCUGCCCUCAGACCAUCGUGGAGGGGCGUCUGCCAGACGUCAUGCUGCCUGUGUGGUUCACUAACAACCUGGAGAUAGUGUCUUCUUACGUACAGGAUCAGAGCGAGGACUGCCUUUUCUUAAACAUAUAUGUUCCCACUGAGGAUGGUCCCCUUACAAAGAAACACAAUGAUGAUUUAGGUGAUAAUGACGGGGCGGAGUAUGAAGACAUCCGUGAAAGCGGUAGCCCCAAGCCAGUGAUGGUAUUUAUCCAUGGGGGAUCCUACAUGGAGGGCACUGGGAAUAUGUUUGACGGCAGCAUCUUGGCAAGUUACGGCAAUGUUAUCGUCAUCACAGUGAACUACCGGCUUGGAGUAUUAGGUUUCUUAAGCACUGGGGACCAAGCUUCCAAGGGAAACUACGGACUCCUUGAUCUGAUCCAAGCUCUGCGCUGGACUAGCGAGAAUAUUGCUUUCUUUGGUGGUGACCCUUUACGAAUAACUGUUUUUGGAUCAGGGGCUGGCGCCUCCUGUGUUAACCUCCUGACCCUGUCCCAUUAUUCUGAAGGUAACCGUUGGAGCAAUUCAACCAAAGGACUUUUCCAGAGAGCUAUAGCACAGAGUGGAACUGCGUUGUCCAGCUGGGCCGUCAGCUUCCAGCCUGCUAAGUAUGCUCGCAUGUUGGCCAAGAAAGUGGGCUGCAACCUAAAAGACACGGUGGACCUGGUGGAGUGUCUACAAAAGAAGCACUACAAGGAGCUGGUGGAUCAGGACAUCCAGCCUGCACGGUACCACAUCGCCUUCGGGCCUGUUAUUGACGGUGACGUCAUCCCAGACGACCCUCAGAUCCUCAUGGAGCAGGGCGAGUUCCUCAACUAUGACAUCAUGCUGGGCGUCAACCAGGGCGAGGGCCUGAAGUUUGUGGAGCUCAUCGUAGACAACGAGAACGGCGUCCAGGCCAAUGAUUUUGACUACGCCGUGUCCAGCUUCGUGGACGACCUGUACGGUUACCCGGAGGGAAAGGAUAUUCUGCGGGAGACCAUAAAAUUCAUGUACACGGACUGGGCUGAUAGACAUAACCCAGAGACCAGAAGGAAGACCCUACUAGCCCUGUUCACGGAUCACCAAUGGGUGGCUCCGGCUGUGGCCACAGCAGACCUCCACUCCAGCUUUGGGUCGCCAACGUACUUCUAUGCCUUCUACCACCACUGCCAGACAGACCAGGUGCCCCCCUGGGCAGACGCUUCCCACGGUGACGAGAUCCCCUAUGUGUUUGGCCUGCCCAUGAUUGGCCCCACAGAGCUGUUCCCCUGUAACUUCUCCAAGAAUGACAUCAUGCUCAGUGCUGUGGUGAUGACCUACUGGACUAAUUUUGCCAAAACUGGUGACCCCAACCAGCCAGUCCCCCAGGAUACCAAGUUCAUCCACACCAAGCCUAACCGCUUCGAGGAGGUGGCGUGGACGCGCUACAACCAGAAGGACCAGCUGUACCUCCACAUCGGCCUGAAACCCCGAGUCAAGGAGCACUACCGAGCCAACAAGGUUAACCUGUGGCUGGAGCUGGUGCCCCACCUCCACAGCCUGAACGAGGUCACCCAGAUCAUCUCCACCACUACCAAGGUCCCCCCACCAGAGGUCACCCCGAGGACACCAAAGAAGAUCCCUGUCAACACCAAGAGGCCUAACCCCACUCCCUUCCCCACCGAGACCCAGGACAGUCAGAACCAGCCCUUCCUGGUGGAUCAGAGGGACUACUCCACAGAGCUGAGCGUCACCAUUGCCGUGGGCGCCUCGCUGCUCUUCCUCAACAUCCUGGCCUUUGCGGCGCUCUACUACAAGAAGGACAAGCGGCGGCACGACGUUCACCGGCGCUGCAGCCCCCAGCGCAACACGACCAACGACCUGGCGCACACGCAGGAGGAGGAGAUCAUGUCCCUGCAGAUGAAGCACACGGAUCUGGACCACGAGUGUGACGCCAUGCACCCACACAAGGUGGUUCUGAGAACUGCCUGCCCGCCAGACUACACGCUAGCCAUGCGACGCUCUCCUGACGACAUCCCCCUCAUGACCCCAAACACGAUCACCAUGAUCCCCAACACCAUGCAGGGCCGCCAGUCCUUGCACAACUUCAACACCUUCCCCAGUAGUGGACAGAACAACACCCUGCCUCACCCACACUCACACUCCACCACCAGGGUAUAGCCGGACGGACGGACGCUGACACACACAGCACACGCCAGAGCUCACACCCAGCCUGAAUCAAACGGAUGUGGAAUAACUUCUACUCCUGUGAAUAUAUGAAAGGAAUAUAGGAAUGUUGCUGGGACUGGAGAAAAUUUUCAUUUUAUAUAAAAGAAGAUAUGAUUAAAAGUACAAAAAUAUUUCAAAUGAAAAAAGGAAUAAAGAGAAGGAUAAUUUUUAUUUCUGAUAUUGCAACAAAACAAGGUCAACUUUUCCAGCUAUAGAUAUCGCCUUCGGAAUUUUAUGUACGAUUGCUUGAUCCUGUUAUCAUGGAAAAGAGAGAAACCUCAGUGGAGCCUCAGAGGAGUAGCAGGGCCGCUUUGUAAAUGAAAGAAAACAUAUUGUUUUCCUGAGGCAUCAAACUGUAGAUUACUCUUUCUGGAGCCAAGAUGAGAUGCCGCUUAACCAAUUUAGGCAUGUGUUACUCUACAAGUAGAGGCAGUGUAAGAUAUGACAAAAACUAUCUAGAGAGAGGGGGAAAACUCUUAAAGAAUAUGCACAAUGUAGACAUUUUUUAAAUGUCUUGGAUUCUUUUCAUCAAUUUAUUUUUGGGGAACAGUUUUAUUGUAUAGAACCUAUUUACAUAUCUAGAUAUGUACACAAAGCACCAAUGCUGUUUAAGUCCUUCUUGGGCGUCAAUACCGCAAAUCUGCCAGCAGAACAAAAAAAGGGGGAUCCACUGGCUUUCUGGCAGAUACAGCUUCAUCACACAAGUGCUGUCUAUACCGAGAGCUGGAGGACAAAGGAUACUGGAUAUUUUUAGCACGACGCGCAUGACAAUUUAUCUGCUUGAUGGCUGUUCUGCUGAUUAAGUCAUAAUUAAGAAUACUUUUCAUCCCCAUUGGAUUGGUUUGAAGGAACACUACUGAUUAGCUUACAAAUCCAUAGGACUUUGGGAAUGGUCACAUGGGUGAAGGUCAUGGGUCAUAAUUGGGGACAGCAGGGGAGGGUUGGCUUAUGGUAACUACAGUACAUACACAAUAGCUUGAAUGAACAUGGGUAUAAGGACUAGUUUUGUACAAUUUGUGUUGGUACAACUUUUUGAUAGUGGUGAAUCACUCGCUGUUUGGGAUCCCAAUGGAGGGACCUUUCAUUGUACUCUUUUAGUUUGGAUCAAUGUUCUUUGCUAUUAUACAUAUUGGGUUUCUUAUCACCACUCUUGACUAGUUCAAGACCACUUUAAUGUAGAAAAGUAAUUACCUGCACUGUUGAUUUUUUUGGGGGGGUUUCGUAUGAAUGAUUCCUGAGCACAAAGCGUGCCCAGGGCUAUGAAGAAGGGAAGGUGAAGACUAGGAAAUAGUAGAACCUCUUGGCUGCAUAGAUUUUCUUUCCUCCUAUUAUCCUUUCAUAGAGUAUGUUCCGUAGCGCUGUUUAAAGAUUAAUGCGUAUAAAUGUGUAAUUGAAGCGAGGAGGCCCUCCGCUGACAUGGUUGAUUAGGGGUUCCUCUCAUCCUGUCGUCCCUGCAACUCAACACAGAGAGAGAAAGAGAAAGAGAGAGAGAUUCAGGAACUCCCAUGGUACACCUCUCCCAGGCAGGGAACAGUGAUCAGUCAGAUUCUUGCUCACUGCAGUAGAACCGGUUUGCUAUCACCCUCGUCUCUCAGAGUGAAAUGCCAUUUGCCUCUGUUUUUUAAUUUUCUACUGAAGAUGCUGUACUGUAUCAUAUCAGAGUUUCUGGACUUUUAGUUCUCCUUUUUCUUUAGCAUGGUUUACACAUGCCUUGGUGUCACAUUGUACAUGCCUGUCGGCAUGUUACCAUCACUGUCCAGCUAGCCCCAGUGAGUGUUCCUGCCCUCGCAGUGCUAGAGUGCAACUUCCCUCUACCAGCUAGCGCAGGCAAGUGGAGUAAUAAUGUGUCAUACAAAUACAAACCAGAGUGAAUAGCUUAAAGGAGGAAGCCGCUGAGGGGAAAAUAGUUCUCUCUAAACAGACAAAAGGCCUACUGUACUCAAGCAGAGAGUGGAGACGACAAAUACAUUAGUAAGAGAAGACUCAUAAGUAAGACAUAAAAUAGAAAGAAACAUUAUAUCACUCCCAUUUUCCUGUGUAAUAAAAGCCUGGACAUUCGCUCCACCUCCUUUACUUACUGGCGCUCUACAGUCAUUCAAAGUAAAAACAUACACUUCCAAACAAUGAGCUGUAGACAAGGUGUAGCUUUUUUGCGGGGAGGUGAACAUAAAUUAUAACAAAACCUUCACGUGUCCCAAAACUAACACCCAAGCCGUUUCACCAGUCUGUAUUACAGUGUUGUGACCUCUUAACAAGGCUGGAGAAAUGACAGUUAAACAUGUCAUUGCGAAUUAAACAUGUAAUUGCACUAUGGAUAAAUGAUCAAGUAACAUUGGAGAGGUAGCAGGUGAGGAGAAUGCUAAAGAAACACUUACUUUAGCACGCAUAAGCCAGCCCCCCCUCCCCCUCCCUGGAUUGUAAACAGAGUUAGAAAUGAGCCAACCUGUACUACUCUUCUCUCCCAUCCUCCUUCCCUCCCAUAACAGCUCACUCUGUACACCCCCCAUUUUCAAUGAGGUAUGAAUAUGGAUAGUUGCUGCUCACUGUACUCUCUCUCCAUCAUGCUCCCUCAGAGUGGUGUUAAAAUUGUAUGAGCCAGUGGUGAAGGAGAGCUUUUCCAAAUUUUCAUGCAGGACUUCUAGAAGGUAAGAGAAAGAAGGGGAGGGGGGGGGGUACCUGAAGCUAUAAUGUGACCAUGUGGCUCAUGCCUAACCUGUGUUACCCAGUCCUGGACAGAGGAGGGUCAAGCAUUGUGAAUGAAUGUAAUGCAACGAGUGUCAUUUUAUAUAAAACGCUUCUCAACAUCUUUGAGAUCUAUGAAGAUCUAUCAAAGGAUGAUCGCUCUUUCAAAAUGUCUGUGAAAAGGGCACUAUGUGAGUGGGUAUGGCAGUUGUAUUGUAGAUUAUGUCACUUGUCUUUCUUUCUGGUUAAAUAGUAAUUACUCUUCUGGAGCACAAUAAAUGAUUUUAAUAAGCUGAA
Messenger RNA from Oncorhynchus keta (chum salmon), 6313 nucleotides. Its product is annotated as neuroligin-1-like. Gene Ontology annotation, biological process: neuron cell-cell adhesion; synaptic vesicle endocytosis; modulation of chemical synaptic transmission. The record is from RefSeq and is a predicted model, not a curated record. Gene Ontology annotation, cellular component: postsynaptic specialization membrane; synapse; cell surface. The transcript is spliced from 7 exons. Lineage: Eukaryota; Metazoa; Chordata; Actinopteri; Salmoniformes; Salmonidae. Bases 746 to 3286 code for a protein of 846 amino acids. Gene Ontology annotation, molecular function: neurexin family protein binding; signaling receptor activity.